This is a messenger RNA of Biomphalaria glabrata, 8089 nucleotides long. RefSeq lists its product as uncharacterized. The coding region runs from base 203 to 1447 and encodes 414 amino acids. The record is from RefSeq and is a predicted model, not a curated record. Lineage: Eukaryota; Metazoa; Mollusca; Gastropoda; Planorbidae. The transcript is spliced from 3 exons. Gene Ontology annotation, molecular function: protein binding.
ACUUCAGUCAUAGUCGUGAGAGACGUUAAGGAUAUUAUAAAUUAGAACAUGAUGAUAUUUAUUAUCUAAAAGGAUGUUGUACAGUAUGUACACGGUAUUUCUCCCACUUUUCAUGCUCGGAUCAAGCUGAAAUUAUUCAUAUUCGAUGAUACGACACGAAUCAAUAAAAAAAAUUAACCCAUUUUAAAAAAUCAAUCAGAGAAUGAGUUUCCUCAGUGACAUGGAGAGAGCGCUGAAGCUGGGUCUCACUGCGGAGGAAUUCAAGACAAUGUGGGAGGUAGACAUAAAGAGAUCCCAACUGGAAGCAGAAAGAGAUGUAUUGAGACUACGCAAAGAGAUACAGCCAAGUCAGGUCACUCAAGUGUCCAGUGAUAAUGGACACGACAAGCUGAUGAAAUAUGUCCAAGCAAAAUUCCAAGAUUUGCUCGAAGAAUUAACAUGGAUAAAAAAGGACUUAAUGGAAACAAUGCUUCGGCAAUCCGCCAUGACAAACGACAAGAUUGAGGCCAGUAUGAAGGAGAUCAAGGUUUGCAUACAGAACAUCCGAGGCACUGAGAGAGCCCACGACAACUCUAACAUCGCACUAGGCAAUUACGAUAUCAGACCUUUUGGUGUAACCAGCAACAUUGGUCCACAGAAUAGUAGCACAGUAACCCAAGAACGCGACCAAAAUAUGCUAUUUAGUGACAUUAAUUGGAAGUCCCCUGACAAAGUGGAGCAGAAGAUACAAGAAGAACCAUUGCUUAGCGAUUGGAGUGACCAGGAUGGUGUUGGCGCAUAUGACCUUCACAUUGAACAAACGCAUUCAGUAGAAAAUUUAAGCAACGGUAUAAGUCAGGACUGGAGCCAAGAGGACGGGUCAGAGUGGCAAACAGUGGGUCAAAAAGUGAAAGCGAAGAGUUCUAGUUCUGCUCAAGCCCUUGGACCUUAUUCUGAACAGAUUUCUCGGAUGUUGUCCAGAAAAGAUAUGUACAGGUCGAUGCCAAGCAUUUCGCCUACAGAAUUCAUAAACUUUGAUACCGAGCUUGGACAAGGAAGUUUUACAAUCAACAAUGUAAAAGAAUUUUUCUCUGCAAGAACAUCCGUCGAAACAGAACUUUUAUAUACACAACCUCUGAACUGUUGUUAUACAAUGCAAUUUCAAUUUAACAGAAAUGGACACUUUGAAGUCAAUGUUAAAUUUCAUUUAAUAGACCAAGUUGAUCAAAGACCUAUCAAAAUCGCUUGCGUGGGGGAAAUUAACAAUCCACAAUCUAGAAGAUUCACCAAAUUGUGGAGAUUAGACCAUGAUGUGGUAGAUUUUCAUGAAGAGAUUCAACUCAAGGCUGACGUCUGUUUGGACACCCUUAGAGGAAAGUAUACUCCUGUCAAGUACAACACUCUGGCCAAGCGACACUACGAACAAAAUGAUAGGUUCGACCUCAAGUGGAUCAUCACUGCAAGCUAAGAAGAAUAGGAUUUUUUUUCUUCACAUUUUUCCUUUCCCAGUUGUAGAUAUUUUGCAUGAUAUUCUUUUAUUAUGGAUACUUUGGAACCAGUAAGGAUUAGGUAUGGAUGAAGUAAGUUGGAAUACAUUUUUUCUGGGUUAUGUAGAAUUGAAUGUGUUUACCAGUGAGGGUAACGAUAUCUGUAAAACUACAAUCAGAGUAAUAAGAUUUGUGAUUCUACAUUUCACAUAAUUUAUAAAAAUGUUUAAUAUGUUUCGGAUAUUUAAACAUCAUUUAAUCAAUCAUUUAAACAUCAUUAGUAAAAUGAUAAUUAAUAUUGCGGCACUAACUGGCUGUCUGGCAGUGCGAUAUGCACCUCGGACUGUCAUCACGGGGGUCCUGAGUUCGAUCCCUGCCCGUUGCCGACCCCUGCUGUCCUGCAGAAGGUUUGUUCCAAGAAGUAAUCUUUCUGAACGAACAUCCCAAACCAUACCUACAAAUUCAAUCAACUGAAGUAAUUAUGACUGACAAUGUAAAUGUUUAUAUUCAAAUUAGAGAAAACUGAAAAAAUAUCAAAAUAUAUCAUAGGACUGUGACAGGUGGGGAAAUGUGACGUGUUUGGCACGUUUAAUGUCUAGGGGAUGAUUAUUUUUAAAGCUAUCACACACCAACCCGUCAGCAUAUAAACCGGGAGCAGGCACGCAACGAGACAAGCAAUGAAAGAUAGAUACAAAGUUAAAAAUGAAGAAUAUUUAUUUACAUAAAUAUUUACAUAAAAGAAUAAAAAGGGGGAGGGUUUGCAUCUAUCCCUAAUUGAUACUAAUUUUGAUCAUCACUCUUGCACGUAAUAAGAGAGUAUGUCACUUUGUCUUCUGAACUUAGCUGGUUGUCCUGUUGAUGUCGCAGCUGGCUGUGUCCUGGCUUGAGGUUCUGCAGCUGGAGGUGGCGCUCUAGCGGAUAGAGGGACGCCGGUGAUUCAGUUCUUGUGGAGUUUCAAUCCAAAGUUCUGAUAUCUGUAGUGGGCACAGUAGGGCGGGUGGCCGGCUACCGUGGGCACAAGGUUACUGCGGGCAGAGCGGAUCUGCCGUGGGCAGCGUAGUGAACAGGAUAUGUCCAGUGAGUUGCAGAGGGUUUGGCGUAGCUAUGACGUCUCACACAGAUCUGGGUCUAUAGGGACGUCGCACCUAACAAGUUGACAGGUGGUCUGUCGAAUAGGCGGGCAAGGCCGAUAGCGCCAAGUAGUAGAGUUGAGUAGAUCUCAGUAGGCAAGUGCAGUGCUGAAUAGCACUAAGCACAUAAAUAGUAGGUGAUUCUCGAUAGCAAAUAAAUAGGCAGACACCUGAGGGAGGCACCAGGUAUUCCUCUAGGAGAAAGAAUGUAUGAAGUAGUCCAGUCUCGAUAGCUCAACGACAAUGAGAAAUAAGAGGGUCUGGUUUGAUUUUGAUCUACUUUAUAUAGGCCUGGAGAAGGCGGGCGGAAACAGGAAAUGUCCUAGGCUAAGAAUUAUCUUACACGUGGGUGAAGUCCGACAACAGUCGCACCUUGGAUUAUCAUGCGGUGUGUUGACUCUAUUGAUCUCCUAGAUCAAGGAGAGACGUGGGAGAAAAGGGGGGGGGAAAGAUUGGUUUGCUUUCCAACCAAGGUGGUGUCAACCGCGACCGUCCUUCAGACAUCCGGCGGGUAAUACAAAAGAGAUUGUGUGUUUACCUUUCCCCGAUCAAGGGCAGAUAAAUGAAAGGACGCGCCUUAGCUAUCUCCAAGGUGGUCAACUAAGUCUAGCCUGGAGGGGAAAAGGUGGGGCGGGUGAAGAAUUUAGGGGGUAGGAUGGGGAAAUAAGUAAAAUAAAAUAAAUAAAUAAUGAGAAAUAAUAAUUAAUGCUGUGAUAAAUUUGAGUGACUCUGACAGCGAGUUUUUGACUUGUCACAAGGACUCAAGAUAUUUUGUUUUACUGCAUACAGCCUGUAGUUGAGAAAUCAAUUUGAGCGACUUAUUUAUCUCGCUAAAUAUAACAGAUUCGAAAAAGUAGACACUAGAACAGCGCCAGGUAUCUGCCUUCACCAGAGUAGGAUUUAAAAACAAAAAUGGGGGGGGGGAGGGGAAAUUCGGCUGAAAUAACUAUUUAGUUGACAUGUAUUUUCAUGCCAUAUAAACCGUAUCGGACACCAUGGGCGCCCUCAGGAUUUUCGCAGUGGAAAAGGGGGGGGGGUCACAAGAAGCUGCUACCUAUGGCUUAAAGUCGUAGCCUCAACUUUCUUGGACAACAUUCGGGCCCCCAUACCAUAUUGAUAUAAAGGGCAUAGUAAAUACUUCUUGUUCAUGAAAUACAAAGAAGCUAAACACGUGAACAAAGUAUUUACUGCACAACUUUGUUAACUUUAUCCGUGAGGUCCGUGCUUCCUUACGUUCGAUCAGACAAAAACUGCAAACGUUGACUGUGGCUACUGAAACUGUCAAUAACUUUACAAAUGAAUAACUUUUCGUCGCGAUGGACAAGCUAUUUUCGAAGAAACAGAUGGUAGGGAGGAGAAAUUAAGUGGACCAAUUAGAUUCUUUUUUUUUUUUUUUGCAAUUUUAGGAUUCAAGCAUAAAUUUUGAGUUAUAGUUCCAAAUUUAUUUAACUAGAAAAAUAUCAGAUUGAUUAAAGGUUUGAAAAAAGGGGACUAGGAAAAUAACGACAUUUGGGUUCAGAACUCAAUUGUUAUUCUUGUACUGAAAAAUUUCGUAUAAAUUCUAAUUUUCAAAAACAAAGUCUUUCUUAAAAGUUUGUAAAAGGUUUUAUUUAUUUCGGAUGUUCCUUCAGAGUUGAAGAUAAUUACUUCCUAGUCCAAACCUCCCGCAGGACGAUGGGGGAUGAGAGCGGGUAGGGUUUGAACCCGGGACCAUCGAUAAGUCCGAACGACAGUCCAGCGCGCAAACCGCACGACCAGGCAGCCAUCUUAAAUUAAUUAUAGUCUAUUCAUGUGCAAUUACAUAAACUCUGUGGCCAUAUUUGGCUAUUCUGUUUUAAAAUGUUAUGUCUGGAAAGGAAAGAGGGCGGGAGAGUGAAUACAAUAAAUCCUAGUUUCUUUUUAUCAUUUCUGCUAAUAAGAUAUCAACAGUUUCAACACUAAAAUACCCAGCUAAUGCAGUGAAUUCAUCAUGAUGAUGCUCAUAUUUUUGUUGCUGCUGCCAGUGCUCAGUUGAUACGAAUCAAAGUUUUGACUUUUGGCAUGUGAAGAAAUGUCUUGUAUAUCUUCGUAAACUGGUGGAUGUGCUUAGCCUGCUAUUUUAUCGAGCGCUGAAACCGACCGCAACUCCGCAAGAUGUUAAUACAUUUACACUCUUUACUUUUGUUCAAAGAAACUAAAACAUUGAUUAAAUCAAAAGAUAACUGGCAAGGAUUUCUCCUCCAAGGCAACAAAGGAAAACAACAAAAAACAUGUAUCCUAUUACAGGCCUUAACUAAAUAUAGGCCGAAUGAUCACUAUAAUUAUGUGCCAGUGAAAACAGAUCGCCACGCCUAACGUGGUAUAGAAUACUUGACACCCUUUAUAGUGCUAAGAAUUGCAAGUCUAUAAUAAAUCGUACAUGUCGGACACAUGGGCGCAGCCAGGAUUUUUUUCUCGGGGGUGGGGGGGGGGGAUUUUUUUCUCUCCUCUCCGGCCGAUAUAUGGAAAAAAUGUAGACUACCCGCCCUUGCCAGCAAGAGGGUCUGGGGGAGAGCUGUAAGUUGUAAAAAUAUUGGCCAAAAUGUGGCUACUAAGAAUUCAUAGGCGUUUACGUACAUGGUCGGACAUCAAUUUAUGAUACGCCUAGGUGGAAGCACUACUUGUUCAGUUGCUAUUUACAUUUGAAUAGAUUUGACAGUGCAAAUAAUGGCUAGAAUUUGCCAUUUUUAGAAUCCGGAGUGCACCCCCCCCCCUGCAGGCGUCUAAUGUCGGACACUACGCGAAGACAAUUCUUGACACUUUUAAAACAGUCAUUGACCUCUUUAGUCACACAAGAAGUUGCAAAGGGAAAAGAAUUAUAAACCUAUUUAAUUAGGACAAUAUGUAUAGUCCAGACAAGGAGCAAUAGCUCCUCCGAAUACAAUGAUUUCAUGCAAUAAAAAAAUUUUUUUUUAGGGGGGGGGGGGGGGUAAGAAUUCAGUAAUAAAACGACUACCACAAACUACUUCUUCUAUGUUAAAUAUUUGUUAAUUAAUUGCAAUCUGUGAUUAAUACUACAUCUACAGUGUUCUCCCCUCCCAUUGCAUUUCAGAAGGAAUGGGGGCAGUAAUUUGUUACUUUUCUUAAUUAAAAUGGUAAUAUAGUAUUUAUAUAUUGUAUCAUAUAAAAUGAAUAUAUAUAUAUAUAUAUAUAUAUAUAUAUAUAUAUAUAUAUAUAUAUAUAUAUAUAUAUAUAUAUAUAUGUGUGUGUGUGUGUGUGUGUGUGUGUGUGUGUGCUUUCUAUGUGCCUUUUACAUUAAAAAUAUAACAUAACCUAUAUAAAAAUGUAUUAAAUUUUACUAAAUUUUUACUGAAGAAAAAUGUUAUUUGUUUAGCGUUACUCUAAAAGACAAAGAUUUUAUUGGAUAUUUGCACUAGAUACUAAACAAUGUCAGGGCCGUUUGAUUGAAUGUCAAUGUUGCCAACUAUAGGAAAGCUACAAAACAAAAGAACAUGUGAUUCUGCAGUGCUAAAAAAUGGACAACUAUCAUCUCACUUUCCUUGUCAACAUUUUGUUUCUUCUUUACACCGGUCACACCAACAAGUUUGGAUAGUUUUGGAUUGACCACCAUGGAUGAAAAUCUCUCAUUUUUUUAUUUUUACAAUAUUUUGAAUAUAAUUAUCUAGGUCUGUGGACUUUUGCCCUUUGUAGUAUGUCGCCAGAUUAUUGUUUAAAAAAGAAUAAAAAGAAUUGUGGUUAUUGACGUGAAUGUACCAUUUAUCAAUCAAAUUGUUUAGUUGGUGUGACUAUAUGAUCAUAUUUGCUUAUCACCACUAAGGUUGGCAUAUAGUUGAUAAUUCAUAUCAUUUUUUGUGUACAAUUGUUAUGCACAAUAUUUCGAUUUUGCUAUGUAGUGGAGCGGAUACUUGUUGAGGUCACACCGGCCACCCCGAUAUCCACAUGACCUUUUCCCCCUAGAUGGCGUCCUGUGUCCGCGCUUAAAUAAGCAAAACAACGUGGACACUGUCCAUUCUACCCACAUCUCUUGUCAUUGUAGUGACUGUACGUUACUGGACCUACUUCUUGUCCACUCCCAUUUUGUGCCUCUUUCUACACCACGUGUUUUCGUAUGGCUGCAGGUAAAUACAUUUUUACUGUUUCUUUUAUUAGAUUACAAUUUUAUUUAGUACCGGUAGUUUUUAUAGAAUAUCGCUACCCCGGUUUUCGUCCAUGUUGGACAAUCCUUUUUUUUUAGAAAACCAGCAUGUCAAUUAAUUCAGUCCAUAGAAUUAUAUACUAUAUCUAGACUGGACAUGGAGAUCUUUUAACACUGCAAAAAAUGUCGUGAAAAUUUUAAAAAAAUUGAAACAAGGCGUUGUUUUGUAAAGUAGUUAUACUUAUAAGUAAAGUUGUUGUUUUUUUUUCAACCCUAACCUACUAUGUAACUGUAGUAAUUAAACAUCAAAAAUAAGAAUACUUUCGUCUCAUAAUUACUAUUUUGUAAUUUUUAGAUACAUAAUCUAGAAAGAUCUAGGUAAUCAAUCUAUUUAAAUGUACAUAAGAUGAUUAAAAUCAACAGACAUGAGUUAUUUUGAUCUAGGAUUUUUGAAACAUUAUCUCAAUGGAAACUAACAGGAAAUGGCUCUGUUUCAUAUAUUAGCGUGAAUAUGUAAUUAUAUGAUUAAGAGCCCUUUCUAAAGAAAAUCCGAGAAAUGAUUUUGCAUUAUUUCUAAACUUUGAAAACUAAAGAUCACUACUUUUCUAAGACAGAAAUUAAUGAGUAAUGACGGGGCGACUUCACUUAGAGCUUGAAAAAGAGUUACCUACAUAAUAAUCUCACUGUCACUCUCUCUCUCUCUCUCUCUCUCUCUCUAUAUAUAUAUAUAUAUAUAUAUAUAUAUAUAUAUUUAUAUAUUUAUAUAUAUAUAUAUAUAUAUAUAUUUAUAUAUAUAUAUAUAUAUAGGUCUGUGAAUCGAUUAAUCGCGGGUAAGAAUUUGUUUCCUGUUUCCAGUCUAGAUCUAAUAUAUAAGUAUUCUAAGUCUAUGAUUCAGUCAUUGAAUUGCGUACUUGUAGUGUGUAGUGAACUAGACGAAAUAGUUCCUAUAUAACAAUAUAGCAGGUAAACUGUCCAUCUUGUAAAUGUAUUUCUACAACCAGUGUGUAGAUACCGGCAUUUAAGAACCAGUUGUUCUUUUUUGUUAUACAUUUUUGUACGGAAAGGAAACUCUUCAAACAAUGUAUGUUAGUUUUAUGUAGAACAACUAAUUGAUUUAUUUCUAGAGAACUACUUUUUCAUUCAUUUUUGUAAUGUUUAUGAUAUUCCAUAUCCGUCUUAUGUUAUUAUAGGAGAUCAUUGGUUGACACUAUAUUAUUUUUUCUAAUCUAAUAUUUAAACUUUGAUGUUGUGUGCACAACUUGGUCUAACCAUUUCUUUUAGACCUAUUAUGUUAAGUUUAUGCCCAUGCCACAUGUAAUUAUGUUUACCUUGUGCAGGUCUCUAGUGUAGGGCUACAAUAAACAAAUCUAAUCGGCCUA